AUGGACGCCUCCUCCCUCCGCAUCUUCAAGUUCGAUGGAACUAACUUCCACGCCUGGAAGUUCAAGAUGCAGAUGGUGCUGGAGGAACGGGACCUGUGGGAGUUCGUCAGCGGCGAGAUCAAGGCGGAACAGAGCGUGACUCAGUUGGACCAAGCGGCGUACAAGACGAAGUCAAGAAAGGCGAAGGCAGUGAUCUGUCUAGCCAUGGAAGAUUCCCAGCUACCGUUGGUCCGGUCGGCAAGUGGUGCAUGCGACGCAUGGUCAAGGUUGGAAGACCACUUCGAGAAAAAGAGUCUUGCCAACAAGCUGUUCUUACGCCGUCGCUUCUUCACGACAAUGAUGGAAGAAGGCAACGAUGUGCUCGAACACAUCAACAAGCUCAAGACGCUGGCGGAACAGCUAGAAGCGGUGGGGGCUCCAGUCUGCGAGGGCGAUAUGGUGAUCACACUUCUCGGCAGCCGGAGUGGCUCGUUUCAAUUUCUUGAUCACAGCUUUGGAGUUGCGCUCAGACACUCUUAG
Peronospora matthiolae is the source of this 519-nucleotide messenger RNA. NCBI's taxonomy places the organism in Eukaryota, Oomycota, Peronosporomycetes, Peronosporales, Peronosporaceae. The record is from the annotation of a GenBank genome assembly.